UCCAACUCUAAUUCAAUCGGAGCUCAGCUGCGGUUGUUGCUCCGUCGGUGUCGAGAAACCCAGUGACCGCUUCUCCUCCACAGACACCCGGAACAACAAAGGAGGCUCAUUUUUACAUCCGUGCGGACAGAUGCCGCUUCAGUCUUCUGAACGGGCGGCUUCUGGAGGCUGAUUUCCCGGAGCGCACGUUUCGUUUCUGCAGACUGAUGGAUGGGAAAUCAGAAGACCUUGCCACGUAUGCGAGAGUGCAGCGAUGCUCCGCGUCCGACUGACUGAAUAAGAAGCAGACAUCGAGCCAGCAGGAGAAGUUGAGCUACAAUACAGCGUUCAGAUGAAGUAGAUGUGAGUUUGCUGAGGUCUACAGAUCCAGAUUCCGCCUCACAGACCGGAGGAUGGUCCCCGGGGCCCCCAACACCACCAGCAUGCUGCCCGCGUCCGAAGCCGCCAAGAUCUACCAGACCAACUACGUGCGCAACUCCCGCGCCAUCGGCGUCCUGUGGGCCAUCUUCACCAUCCUGUUCGCCAUCGUCAACGUGGUGUGCUUCAUCCAGCCCUACUGGAUCGGGGACGGCGUGGACACCCCUCAGGCGGGCUACUUCGGUCUGUUCCACUACUGCAUCGGGAACGGGCUGUCCCGGGACUUGACCUGUCAGGGCAGCUUCACCGAGUUCAGCAGCAUCCCGUCCGGUGCGUUCAAGGCUGCCUCCUUCUUCAUCGGCAUGUCCAUGGUGCUGGUCCUCACCUGCAUCGGCUGCUUCGCGCUCUUCUUCUUCUGCAGCACCGGGACCGUGUACAAGAUCUGCGGCUGGAUGCAGCUGGCAGCAGGUACGUGUCUGAUCCUGGGCUGCAUGAUCUACCCAGACGGCUGGGACAGCGACGAGGUGAAGAGGAUGUGCGGUGAAAAGACGGACAAGUACACGCUGGGCGCCUGCUCGGUGCGCUGGGCCUACAUCCUGGCCAUCAUGGGCAUCAUGGACGCUCUCAUCCUCUCCUUCCUGGCCUUCGUACUCGGAAACCGCCAGGACAGUCUCAUGUCCGAGGAGCUGCUGGGAGACAAGAGCGGUAAUAAUGCCAUAUAACUUCUGGCAGUGGUACAGCAGUCACACACACACACAGGUCUUGCUGUCUAGUCGUGAUGUUACAUCAGGAUCCGGCUUCCUUCUCCUGGUCCAACCUGUGGCUGGGAUGCAGAGCUGAUGGGGAAUCAACAGGUCAAGAAGAAGAAGAGGAGGUCUGGAAGAGGCCACGAUGCCUCUUGCCCUCUCCGAAAACUCCCUCUGUAAAAUAGUCUUCACAUUCAUCUCAAACUGCUAAUUUGUGCAGGAUGAAUUCUCCAAAAGACUGCCAGAGUUCGCCUGUGUUGAUAUGUCGCUGCAUCAUCUAACCCAAGCUGUUCAAACUGAAAUGUUCUGUGAGAGGAAGUGAGAAAGGAGGCCAGUGUCAUCUGAAAACAACAUAAGACAAACUUGUGGUGAAUCAGCUCCAGGACACUGAUCGGACAAACACCGCAGAGUGGCAGCCGCUCAAAUCGAAUUAAAUCAAAAUACGUUAACCAGACUUUGACCGACACAAAUAGAGACUUAACAGGCUUGAGGUCAAAGCUGUCAGAUAUUCUUUCUUAUCAAGCCAACAAACUCCCUCCAAAGGAGUUUGGCUCCGACACUGUUUGACCUUUGAUUUAAAGAGGAGUGGUGUCACCAAGGAUGUGAAGAAUCCAGAAGAUUACAGGCUGGAUAACCGAACAGAAAGAACAGCACCGUUUUGUUAUAAUUAAAUGUUUGAUGUGAUAGAACCAAACGGUAGUAAUUAGAGGUUUUGUUGGGGAGGACUGUGCAAAAACAGAGUGAAGUAAAAGUCUAUAAUUUGUGUAUAGCUACAUGUUGAUUACGUCCCUGUACUUUGUCUUGACUUUGAAAUGUCAAUCUAUUGGUCCAUUAUUAGUGUGUGCCAUAGAGUAUCCUGUAACCCGACAGUAUUGUGAAGAACCAAAAGGACUUAAGGGAAGCUGUAUUUAUCAGAGCCGGAAAUGACGAGAACAGAAUGAAUCUGUGGAUUUUCAACUUUACGAAGCCCCUUAUGCUGAUGUUAUGUGCCAUACAGUGGAGAAAAAAUCCAUUGAAUCAUCAGCAUCAUUUUUUUCCUACAUGUCCCAUUUUCCUUUUAUUUAAAAUAAAUUUUAAAUUCUAAACACG
This is a messenger RNA of Acanthochromis polyacanthus (spiny chromis), 2192 nucleotides long. It is a transcript of the gene lhfpl3, whose product is annotated as LHFPL tetraspan subfamily member 3. Gene Ontology annotation, biological process: sensory perception of sound. The record is from RefSeq and is a predicted model, not a curated record. Bases 393 to 1079 code for a protein of 228 amino acids. Lineage: Eukaryota; Metazoa; Chordata; Actinopteri; Pomacentridae. Gene Ontology annotation, cellular component: plasma membrane. The transcript is spliced from 4 exons.